Molecule: messenger RNA, 1161 nt
Organism: Neoarthrinium moseri
Lineage: Eukaryota; Fungi; Ascomycota; Sordariomycetes; Amphisphaeriales; Apiosporaceae
Exons: 4
Coding region: 1-1161 (386 amino acids)
Biological process (GO): DNA-templated DNA replication; DNA repair
Cellular component (GO): DNA replication factor C complex; nucleus
Molecular function (GO): DNA clamp loader activity; DNA binding; ATP hydrolysis activity
Source: RefSeq, a predicted model, not a curated record
AUGGCGAGCUUUUUCGAUCUCAAAGCCAGAAAGGCUGCUGCUGCGAAUGGCGCCUCCGGCCCCAAGACAGAGGACGCCAAGAAGACUGCGCGGAAGCAGCCCUGGGUCGAGAAAUACCGACCGAAGACCCUGAGCGACGUCACCGCACAGGACCACACGGUCAACGUACUUCAAAGAACACUACAAGCGUCCAACCUCCCACACAUGUUAUUCUAUGGCCCGCCCGGAACCGGUAAAACCUCGACCAUCCUCGCCCUUGCGAAGGAGCUCUACGGGCCUGAGAUGAUGAAGGCCCGAGUGCUGGAGCUCAACGCCUCGGAUGAGCGUGGUAUCUCGAUCGUCCGGGAGAAGGUCAAGGACUUUGCGCGCAUGCAGCUCGUCAACCCUCCUCCAGGUUACAAGGACAGAUACCCCGUCCCGCCGUUCAAGAUCAUCAUCCUCGACGAGGCCGACAGUAUGACGCAGGACGCACAGUCCGCUCUCCGCCGAACCAUGGAGACUUACAGCAAGAUCACACGGUUCUGUCUGAUUUGCAACUACGUCACCCGCAUUAUCGACCCUCUCGCCAGUCGAUGUAGCAAAUUUCGCUUCAAGAGCCUAGACCAGGGUAAUGCGAAGAAGAGAUUAGAAGACAUCGCAGACAAGGAGGGUGUUGCGCUCGGGGAAGGCGCAGUGGAUGCCCUGAUCAAGUGCAGUGAGGGCGAUCUGCGGAAGGCGAUCACGUUUCUGCAGAGUGCCGCGAGGCUCGUAGGCGCUAUCGAGAAGGAAGACGGCGGGGAGGGAGACGGCGAUAAGAUGGACGUUGACGAAGAUGCGAAAACAGUCACGGUGAAAACCGUCGAGGAUAUUGCCGGUGUGAUACCUGGAGACACGAUCCGGAACCUGCAAAAAGCCAUGCAACCACGCUCGGCAGCCGCCACGUACCAGGCUGUUGCGAAGGUCGUAGAGGAUAUGGUUGCCGACGGAUGGAGCGCAACCCAAGUCGUUACCCAACUGUACCAAGCCGUCAUCCAAGACGAGACGAUACCGGACAUUCAGAAGAACAAGAUUACGUUGGUGUUCUCGGAAGUCGAUAAGAGACUAGUGGACGGCGCUGACGAGCACCUGUCUAUUUUGGACCUGGCGUUGAGAAUAUCCAAUAUCAUGGCUGGAAAGGGUUAG